This is a messenger RNA of Phaeoacremonium minimum UCRPA7, 2037 nucleotides long. RefSeq names its product putative high-affinity methionine permease protein. The record is from RefSeq and is a predicted model, not a curated record. Gene Ontology annotation, biological process: amino acid transmembrane transport. Bases 1 to 2037 code for a protein of 678 amino acids. Gene Ontology annotation, molecular function: L-amino acid transmembrane transporter activity. The transcript is spliced from 2 exons. NCBI's taxonomy places the organism in Eukaryota, Fungi, Ascomycota, Sordariomycetes, Togniniales, Togniniaceae. Gene Ontology annotation, cellular component: membrane.
AUGGCGCCACCACCGCUGUCCUCACCCUCCAAGUUCUCCAGCUUCAGCGGAGCCAUUUCAACAGCUGCCUCACCCUUACAAGCCUCGUUCAGCCUCAGCUGUCGUUCUCCGAUACGACCGAGCUACGAUGCCGGUGCCAGGAGAAGUCUCAAUGCUCAGUCCACCGCCAAGAGCCAUGGCUCGCAAUAUCUCGCUCCGCCGAGCUUCAUGUCACCAAUACAGAUCCAGGCUGCUGGGUCAAAGGUGAUAUAUGAGGCCCAGGAUGGAGACUACGACUACAACGAUGACGAGAAGUCGGUCCUACUCGAGGACUCACCAACAGAGGGAACAUGGUUCCUACAGCCGGGGACACCUGGACUAUUAAAUCCAAGACUCCAGCGAGACGAAGGGAAGCUGGGAGUCAUAUCCGCCAUUAAUAUUAUCCUUGGAAAGACCGUUGGAGUAGGUGUGUACUCUGUACCAUCGGCAAUCUUUUCGGGCGUAGGCUCAGUGGGCAUGACGCUGCUGUUGUGGGUAACUGGAAGCCUCAUUUCCUUCUGCGGGCUUGCUGUUUACCUGGAUUUGGGCACCGCUCUUCCGCGCUCUGGUGGCGAGCGCGUCUAUCUGGAGAGGAUCCUGCGACGGCCGCGCAUGCUAGCAACAUGCAUGUUCAUGUCUUACGUGGUGUUGCUUGGAUUCAGCACACCGAACGCCAUUGUGCUUGGCGAGUAUGCUUUAUAUGCCCUCGAUAUCUCACCAAAUAGGUGGAAUGUGCGCCUCAUUGCCGUCUUGGCCGUGUCCGUGCUGUGCUAUAUUCAUGCACGGCACGCUCGACUUGGACUGCACCUAAUUAAUGUACUCGGCGCGGCAAAGAUGGUCAUUCUUGCUGUUGUUGUAAUUUCCGGAGUUGCUGGCGGACUAUCCAGUAUCGGCUCCCAACGACAAGUGCUCGCCGAAAGGAGACUGGAUACUGACCCAUUCAGCUCCAGUACGCCACUCAGCGCUGCGCAGCACAACUUCAAAGACAUUUGGGCAGGGUCAUCCACCCAGCCCUACGACUAUGCCACCGCACUCCUCAAGGUGAUCUACUGCUUCCGCGGGUACAGCACCGCCAACCAGGUCUUGUCUGACGUGAAGAACCCCGUCCGGACACUCCGCGUGGCUGCACCAAUCGCGCUGGCAAUCAUUACUUUCGCUUACCUUGCCAUCAACAUUGCUUUCUUUCUAGUCAUCGAUAAGGACGACUUCGCUUCCGCGGGAGUCGUGGUGGCAGGGAAGUUCUUCACAAACGUAUUCGGAGAAGGGCUAGGCAAGCACGUCCUCCCAUUUUGCGUGGUGAUCACCGCAGCCGGCAACAUCGCUGCCACCAGCUUCGCGCAGGCUCGCGUGAAUGAGGAGCUUGCGCGCGAUGGUCUGCUCCCCGGGGGCCGGUUCUGGACCUCUUCUUCGUCGAAACAGGGUCGUUCGUCAGCGGCGAAGUCACACGCUUGCCACGAGCCGGCAGCAUCCCGGUCCCCCAAGCGCGGACUGCUGCUCCACUGGCUCGUCUCGGUCGCCGUGAUCGUGCUGCCGCCCCCGGGCCGCAUCUACAACUUCCUCGUCGACAUCGGCGGCUACCCCGUCUCAGUCAUCAGCGUCGCCGUCUCCGCGGGCCUGCUCUACCUGCAGCGCACGCCCUCCGAGCGGUGGAGCUCGCCCUGCCGCGCCCCGACUUUCGCCGUCGCCAUCUUCGCCGCGGCGAACUGCCUCCUCGUCGUGCUCCCCUGGAUCCCGCCCUCGAGCGGGCGCGGCGAGGACGGCAAGUUCUCGUGGUACGCGUACCCGGCCACGGCGCUCGCUGUGCUUGGCUCGGGUGCGGUGUAUUGGUGCUGGUGGCGGACAAAGGGGCAUGGAAGCAGGCUUAGCCACCACCAUACCAGGACGAGCAGUGAGAUUCUGUGGAGCUGUGAUGAGGACGAUGUCAGCGCCGAGGCCUCGCAUGGCCUGCUAGCCGAUGAUGAUGAUGAGGAUAGGGAUGCUACAGAGACCGUGGAGAUGCGGAAACGUCCUGCAUGUUGA